CUAACUUUUCUUCCUGCCCGGGACCGUGCAGACGGUAACAGCGCCCCGGCUCCCUCCGUGACUCGGGCUGCGCUUUCCCAGGCUCUGGGUCGCUGGGGGCUGCUAAGGAAGGGGAGGGGGUGGGCAGAGCAGACACUUGUUUCCUGUUCUCAGUGAAGACCAGGCCCAGGAUUUAAGGGAACUCGGGGGACCCAGGAGCAACUUCCUGAGAGCAAGGAUCUUAAAGUAGGUUAGAAAUCAAAAGCAAGAACCAGCUGAGCCAGAGUGAGGUGCAGGCUGGAGGCAAACGCGAGGGGAGGAGGAGCUUUGUCUGGGCCAGGAGUUCUAUGUCUGUAAGGAAACUUUGGAGAGGGGUGGUUCCUGUCUGGAAUGAGGGAUAGAAAUGGGCUGAGACUAAAGGCAGAGAUGCCCGAGGGGAGAUGGGGCCCUGUCAGCCCUGGGAGCUGCUGGGUGAGCUCAGAUAAUGCAGCACUGAGAGCACUGGCAGGCAUAAGACUGGUCCUUGGCUUGGAGUGGUGGAGGGAGGUCUGGAAUAACAGGCCAGCUUUCCCGAAAAAGACCUGAAACAAUGUUACAAAGUAAGUGGAGAGCAGGUUUGCGUGGCUGAGGUUGGAAGCAGUGGCAGCAUUUCGUUAUGGAGAUGUCAAGUUGAAAGUGGCUGCUUCUCCUUCAUUUAUUAUUUAUGCCAGCCUCAGAGGCAGCCCAGAUCAAAGUCACAGCAGAGAAAGUGAUAAAACCAUUAAAACUCAGCUAAAGGAACCCAGUGGCGAGGGAAGAAAGGCAGAAGGGAGCGGGUAAUUAUUCCUGGAAAAUCUGGGCUCCAAAAAGCCCCUGGAAAUGAGCUUGCUGGCAGCCAAAGGGGAGAAAAAGAUGCCUAAAAACAGAACGUUUGCCUGGAACUGAAGACAGAGGGAUUUGUGAAGCCUCUGGGGAAAGGCAAGAGGGGGCAGGAGAUAAAAUGCAACCACUCUGGUUGGGAUUUUCCUUGCUAGAGAAGAGCUGGAAGCCAGGCCAGGCCUUCAACCAUGCUGACACCUGAGGGAGGGCUGGGCCUCUCCUGGGAGAAGGCUCCUCCUUAGCUGCUUUGGAGCAAGUGGCACAUGGGAGGGGUGAAGGACAGCGGCUUCCCAUUCCCAUCAUUCUUCUUGUAGGGAAACAGGACAGAAGUGGUCCUAAGUCACCAAGGCUCUGGCCUUCCCUCCCAAGAUGAGGUGGGGCCGUCAUUUGCCUAGAGCCUCUGGUCUGGGAAGAACACUGCAGCCACCAGAUAAGCGCAUCCCCUUCCUGACCCACUGGAGAUGGUCCCUUAAAGGACAUCGCCCUUUGGGGCCCUUCAGGGCAUUUUCAAGUCACCAAGAGAGCUCAGCGGACAGUCCUCCCCCACUAGGGAGGCAUGGACAGCUGUUCCGGAGUGUCUCUGCAGCUGAAGCUAUUCAGCGGCAUCGCCGGAAUCUGGCUGAGUGGUUCACGCGGCUUCCCAGGGAGGAGCGCCAGUUUGGCCCAACCUUUGCUCUUGACACGGUGCACGUUGACCCUGUGAUCCAAGAGAGCACCCCCGAUGAGCUGCUGCGUCCAUCUGCGGAGCUGGUCCUAGAGCACCAGCGGCCCCCGGCUAGGCUUCCCCCUCUGGCUCUGGCUCAGCUCUUUGACCCGGAUGCCUGUGGGCGCCGGGUGCAGACGGUGGUGCUGUAUGGGACAGUGGGCACAGGCAAGAGCACGCUGGUGCGCAAGAUGGUCCUGGACUGGUGUUACGGGCGACUGCCUGCCUUCGAGCUGCUCAUCCCUUUCUCCUGCGAGGAUCUGUCAUCCCUGGGCCCCACUCCCACCUCCUUGUCCCAGCUUGUGGCUCAGCGAUACACACCGCUGAAGGAAGUUCUGCCCCUGAUGGCUGCCACCGGGUCCCGAUUGCUCUUUGUGCUCCAUGGCUUAGAGCGGCUCAACCUUGACUUCCGGCUGGCAGGCACAGGACUUUGUAGUGACCCUGAGGAGCCUGGGGCCCCAGCUGCCAUCAUCGUCAACCUACUGCGCAAGUACAUGCUGCCUGAGGCCAGCAUUCUGGUGACCACCCGUCCCUCCGCCAUAGGCCGCAUCCCCAGCAAGUAUGUGGGCCGCUACGGUGAGAUCUGCGGCUUUUCAGAUACCAACCUGCAGAAGCUCUACUUCCAGCUCCGUCUCAACCAGCCGGACUGUGGGUAUGGCGCCGGCGGUGCAAGUAUCUCUGCCACCCCAGCUCAGCGAGACAACCUGGUGCAGAUGCUCUCCCGAAAUCUGGAGGGGCACCACCAGAUCGCUGCCGCCUGCUUUCUGCCCUCCUAUUGCUGGCUGGUCUGUGCUACCCUGCACUUCCUACAUGCCCCCACGCCGGCUGGCCAAACCCUCACAAGCAUCUACACCAGCUUCCUGCGCCUCAACUUCAGUGGGGAAACGCUGGAUAGCACGGACUCUUCCAAUUUGUCCCUGAUGGCCUAUGCAGCCCGAACCAUGGGCAAGUUAGCCUACGAGGGAGUGUCUUCCCGCAAGACUUAUUUCUCUGAAGAGGAUGUCCGAGGCUGCCUGGAGGCUGGCAUCAGGACAGAAGAGGAGUUUCAGCUUCUGCACAUCUUUCGCCGAGAUGCCCUGAGGUUCUUCCUGGCACCAUGUGUGGAGCCAGGGCACCUAGGCACCUUCGUGUUCACCGUGCCGGCCAUGCAGGAAUACCUGGCAGCCCUCUACAUUGUGCUGGGUUUGCGCAAGACCACCCUGCAGCGGGUGGGCAAGGAAGUGGCUGAGCUGGUGGGCCGCGUCGGGGAGGAUGUCAGCCUGGUGCUAGGGAUUGUGGCCAAACUGUUGCCUCUGCGGAUUCUUCCUUUGCUCUUCAACUUGCUCAAGGUUGUUCCUCAAGUGUUUGGGCGCAUGGUGGGGAAGAACCGUGAGGCCGUGGCCCAGGCCAUGGUGCUGGAGAUGUUCCGAGAGGAAGACUACUAUAAUGAUGAUGUUCUGGAUCAGAUGGGUGCCAGUAUCCUGGGGGUGGAGGGCCCCCGGCGUCACCCAGAUGAGCCCCCCGAGGACGAGGUUUUUGAGCUCUUCCCCAUGUUCAUGGGGGGCCUCCUGUCUGCCCACAAUCGAGCCGUGCUGGCUCAGCUUGGCUGCCCCAUCAAGAACCUGGAUGCCCUGGAGAAUGCCCAGGCCAUUAAGAAGAAGCUGGGCAAGCUGGGCCGGCAGGUGCUGCCCCCCUCAGAGCUCCUGGACCACCUCUUCUUCCACUACGAGUUCCAGAACCAGCGCUUCUCUGCCGAGGUGCUCAGCUCCCUGCGCCAGCUGAACUUGGCGGGCGUGCGCAUGACACCCCUCAAGUGCACGGUGGUGGCAGCUGUGCUGGGCAGCGGGAAGCAUGCCCUGGAUGAGGUGAACUUGGCCUCCUGCCAGCUCGACCCUGCUGGGCUGCGCACGCUCAUGCCGGUCUUGCUGCGUGCCCGGAAGCUGGGCUUACAACUCAACAACUUGGGCCCCGAAGCCUGCAGGGACCUCCGAGACCUGCUGCUGCAUGACCAGUGCCAAAUCAACACGCUGCGGCUGUCCAACAACCGGCUGACAGAGGCGGGGGUCGCCCUGCUGAUGGAGGGCCUGGCAGGAAAUACCUCACUGACACACCUGUCCCUGCUGCACACGGGCCUUGGAGAUGAGGGGCUGGAGCUGCUGGCUGCCCAGCUGGACCGAAACCAGCAGCUGCAGGAGCUGAAUGUGGCCUACAACGGUGCAGGCGAUAUGGCAGCCCUGGCUUUGGCCAAGGCAGCCCGGAAGCAUCCGUCCCUCGAGCUGCUGCACCUCUACUUCAACGAACUGAGCUCAGAGGGCCGCCAGGUCCUGCGAGAUUUGGCAGGUGCUGCGGAGGGGGGUGCCCGGGUUGUGGCAUCGCUGACAGAAGGGACGGCAGUGUCCGAGUACUGGUCUGUGAUCCUCAGCGAGGUCCAGCGGAACCUCAACAGCUGGGACUGGGCCCGGGUCCGGCGCCACCUCGAGCUGCUGUUACGGGAUCUGGAAGACAGCCGCGGUGCCACCCUUAAUCCUUGGCGCAAAGCCCAGCUGCUGCGAGUGGAAGGCGAGGUCAAGGCCCUCCUGGAGCAGCUGGGAGAGUCUGGAAGUUGAGACCUAGUUAUGGGACCACCGGCCCUCAAACCCCUUCCCUCUGAGCCCACCCCCCCUUGUGGUACUCUUUCCAGAAAGAUCCCUUUAGGGCUGGAAGCAAGGCAGUGGAGCACAGCUGUACCAGCUACCCCCCUACCCCCACCCUGGGGCAAGUCCAACAAGGACCCCUAAGCUUGGAAUUUCCAGGGUCAAAUAUAGUGAGUGGAUUGCCAGAGGAGGUGGCUCAUGCCUAUAAUCUAGUACUUGGAAGUCUGAGGCAGGAGAAUAGCAGGUUCAGGGUCAUUUGGGCUACAUUAUGAGACUCUAUCUCAAAAACCAAAGACAAAAACAAAAGCAAACCAAGCCAACAACCAAUCUGCCAAAAUCAAACCAAAACAAAUACAGAGAAUGGGUUUCGUGGUUGUGGAAAUGGAUCAGGCCUCUUCUCCCUUUGGUCAGAAGGCACUCAAGUGACCCGAGUGUGUCUAACACCCACCAAGAACUUGACUCUGCCUAGCUCGGUGCCUCUGGUAGUGCCACUCAGGGCUCACCUCUCCUGUCUGACAAGCCAGAGAUGUGUAGAAGGGCUUCCUUGUCCUGCCUGAUGCUCACCUGUGCACUCUGAGCAUACCCUCACUUGGUGCUUUCCCUCACCCCCAUGCUCCUGUAUUGCACUGGUACAAUGCCCCAAGGGCUGCUAGCACCUGACCUGCUGCUAUUAAAAAGCUGUGUGUGCUCUA
This is a messenger RNA of Dipodomys spectabilis (banner-tailed kangaroo rat), 4844 nucleotides long. It is a transcript of the gene Nlrx1, whose product is annotated as NLR family member X1. The record is from RefSeq and is a predicted model, not a curated record. The transcript is spliced from 9 exons. Gene Ontology annotation, cellular component: mitochondrion. Gene Ontology annotation, biological process: negative regulation of canonical NF-kappaB signal transduction. NCBI's taxonomy places the organism in Eukaryota, Metazoa, Chordata, Mammalia, Rodentia, Heteromyidae. The coding region runs from base 1207 to 4125 and encodes 972 amino acids. Gene Ontology annotation, molecular function: protein binding.